GAGGUGAAAUGAACAUUUCGGUUGACUGUGCUUAAAAAACUGCAAGUCCCACAAUGCACCACUAGCAGGCCAGUGCAGCCUGCUCAUUAUUUUAAGUGGGAGCACCUGAGAAGGAAAGGAGGUCUCAGUAAACACUCCAGCAAACAUUUCAGCAGAGAGAGAGACACACGAAAAGGAUCUACUCGUGGUGCAACCAAAGAAGCCACUGGUUUUCAACCUAAAUGAGCCAACCAGUAAAAGAAAUAAAAAUCAUUCUGAGUUGGAACGAGUUGUCCCGUGCGUCCUUUGGGAUUAAUGCACCAGGCCGUUUUCAAGUUGGGCCAGAGAGUAGUCAGAAAACACCUGAGAACUUGACAGUUGAAAACCAAGCGAAGCAGCCUGGACUGAGGAUAAACGGCUUCAGACAUCCAGAGACAAGCUGUUGACGCAGAGGGAAUCAAGAUGGCAGAAGACGCGCUGGGGAAGACGGUCAAGGAGCUCAAAAGAGAGAGGACCACUGCAAAAAGCAGCUUCACCAGACAGGCCAACUUCAUUUCCAGAGGGGUAAGCAGCAUGCUUGAAGCAGAGUUAAAGGAGGAGUUCAUUAAACUCUCACACUGUUUUAGACAACUGCUUGAUGCCAAUGAUGACUGCAGGAUUGGACUACUGGCUGACAUUAAAAAGCCAGAGGAGGAGGAGGAAGAAGAAGUAGUGCUUGAAAAGCAGCAAGAGCGUGACAUUAAGAGGACAGAAAAUGAAGCUGAAACUAAAUUUGAAGAAGUAAAAGAUACUGUCCAGACGAACCUGUGGUCAAGGUAUGGAAAAAAUGAACUCGAAAUGGCAAUCUUAGAAGCAGAAAAUGCCUUUGAUCAAGCAAAUGGUGUAGUUGUGGAAAGUACUAAUGUGGAGUGCUAUGAAGUGCACCUGACCCUCUUACUGAAGCGGCUAAAGGAGCUCACUCCUGUGAUGUCAGCUUGGGAGCGAUGGAUCCCUGCGUUAUCAAAGGAUGAGCUAGACAACAGAGUCAAGAAUCUGAGAACGGCUAGCAACAGGCUUGAACAUAGAAAAGCUGAAUUCGUCACUGCACGUAGAAUUGCAGAACAAACACUAGCCGCAGAAGCUUCAGGAGCUGGGAGGGGGAGAGCACUGCCCACACCAGCCACACCAAUUGUGAAGAUCAAGCCAACCACUCUGCCCAUCUUCAAUGGAUGCAAAAGAGAAUACCACAGAUGGAGGAAAGACUGGGAGAGCCUACAAAGGCAAGGAGAGCCAACUGGAUCACCUGAAGUCAAGAAAAUUCAGCUCCUGGGUAGUGUGGAGGACAAGAUUUCAAAGAACCUCAGACUUUCAACCUACAACACUGCUGAGGAUAUAUUCCGAGUCAUGGAGAACAGGUAUGGAAACAAGUCAACCAUCGCAAUAGAAAUCCUUGAGGAGCUGGAGAAGAUGCCACAUGUGAGGGGGAACCAGCCAAGGAAAGUCAUUGACCUCAUACAGUCUGUGGAGAGGGCCCUAGCAGAUCUCACAGAGCUGGGAAACUCCGGAGCCAUGAAUAACCCACUGGUAAUAAAAUCUAUUGAGAGUAAGUUACCUGACUUUAUAUUAAGAGACUGGUUAAAGUUUAUGGUCGACCCGGCAAAUGAUGUCACUUCAGACAACCACUUUGGCAUGCUCUUAAAAUUCCUAAAAAACCAGGAAGAAAUCCUAGAGAGGCUUGAACAGCUAAGGACUGUGGAGAAGAUGGAGAAAUCAGACCAUCCAGAAAAUAGAUAUGAGCGAAAAUAUGCUUCAACAAGAACCACAGAGAAAGGAGAGCUGGAGGAUGUGUGUGGUGUGUGUGGUGAUAGUGGACACAAAAACAAAAUCUUCUUCUGUAGGAAGUUUAAAUGGCUGAAGCUACCUGAAAAGAGAUCUGUCUUAGAAAAGCUGGGAGCGUGCAUAAAAUGUCUUGGAUGCCAUGAUGACGAUGGAUAUUGCAGAGAUACCUUCCUAUGCAGAAAUAAAGACUGUAAAGAGGGAGGAGGCACCCCAGACCACCAUUACUUUCUCUGCCCAAAAGGAGAACUAAAAAUGGGUGAGGAACAGAGUGGAAAAGGCAGCAGAGGUAAAAGCAAGCUAACAGAAGAACAAGAGGAGUUCUUGUCUGAACUUUCCCCAGAACUAGCAGAACAGUGCAAAAAGGCUUUCACCAGCAAAACCGCAGUUACCAGCAAUGCUAAAGACCAGUCAGAGCUUUUAGAGAAAAAGGGGCUGUCUGAACUUCCUGUCAUCAUGAUGCUGAUGAAGGUCACUGCAAAUGCAGGGCAGAAGAUUGGGACUCUGGUUGACCUUGGAUCUGACACUAACUACAUUACCCAUAAGGCUGCUGACAGGCUGAGGUUACAAAGUGAGAAGAUAACCUUAGUUGUGCACGGGGUUGGUGGAAUGACCAUGAAGGUGAACACUAAAAGAUAUGUGCUCAAAGUCAGAGUCAAAACUCCUCGAGGAACAGAGAGGGCACAUGAACUUGUCUGCUACGGCCUGGAUGAAAUUGCCAAAGUGCACAAAGUGAUUGAACCUAGGAAGUUGCAGAAAUUCUUCCCAGAGGUCGAGCUUGAGGAAUUGAGAAGGCCAAAAGAAGUUGAACUCCUCAUUAGCCACCGAGAGGGAAGACUCGCUCCGCAGAGGCUGAGAGUUGUAGGAGAUCUUGUCUUGUGGGAAAGUCCAUUGGGUAAGACAGUGGGCGGAGCACACCCCGACUUGUUUGAGGAAGUAAAAGUGGCAGCACACGAGUCCAAAACACACUUUGCUCGCUCCAUGAGGACAGCUGCUGUCAAGUAUGAGGAAAUCCUCAGGAGUUCAACAACUGAGGCAUCCCAGUUACAACAGAGGUGGAAAGGACCAGAGUGGUACGUAAGCCGUCUGGUGGCACCAAACCGUCAUUCAACUCAAUCUGCAGGUGAAGCAGGGAAAAAGAAGAUGAGUGAUGGCAAGGAUUUUCUCAAACAGGAGGUGAGACCAGGGACGCCUAACCCGCUGACUAUUAGGGGACUCCUAAGCCAAGUAGCUGGACUGUACGACCCAGUUGGCUUAGUUACACCUGCCAAACAGAAAGGGGCAAUCCUUUUCAGGAAAGCGUUCAAGGAAGGUAGAGGCGGUAAGCUGACCACGUGGCAGAAUGGACCAGACCUCCUGAAGUGGCCAGUAGACAAGUGGCCUAAAAAGUCUGCUGGAGAGGUUGCAGCUAAUGCCAGGGAGAGUGUAAACAAACUCCAGAGGAAGGCAUGCACAGCUGUAGUGACAAGAGCUCAAGCAAAAAUUGUCCAGAAAAUUGUCCCGCAGACCCGUCAGGAGAGCCUAAGAGAUGAAAUUCCAGAGGAAAGAACUGCAUCAAACCCAAGUCCUCCUCUUCCAAAAAGGAAACCUGCUGGCUGGGUAAUCAAAAAUCUUCUGGAAGUGAGGAACUUCAGUAGGUUGUCCAAACUGGUCAAGGUCAUCGGCUGGGUGGGGCGAGCUGCACAUAGGUGGCGCGAGAAGAAGGGCCAGACCAGAGGUCAGUCAAAGUGGGAGGCAAUGCCACUCAAGAAAAGGACCAAGGGAGUGGCUGGGACCCUUCUCAAAAUGAGGAAAAAAGCCUGGGUGAGUGAAUUCACAACCAUGGACCUGUUCGGCCCUUAUGAAGUGAAGAAAAAAGUGAGACGCAAAGUGUGGGGAAUUGUGUUAUGUUGCAUGGCCUCCAGAGCCAUACACACUGAUGUGGUGAGUGACCAGUCAUCAGAAGGAUUCCCGCUGGCAUACUAGAGGUUCACUUCACCUAGGGGACUCACUCAGGAAACUGUGUUCAGACCCUGGCACUAACUUUGUUGGGGCCAAGCCAUGUCUGGACCAAGUGAACAAGUCUGAGGCUUGAGAGACUGGUGUGACCUCCCUGGGUUUGAAAAACCAGGAGCUCAAGUGGGAGGUGUUGAGGUGAAAUGAACAUUUCGGUUGACUGUGCUUAAAAAACUGCAAGUCCCACAAUGCACCACUAGCAGGCCAGUGCAGCCUGCUCAUUAUUUUAAGUGGGAGCACCUGAGAAGGAAAGGAGGUCU
This is a messenger RNA of Clupea harengus (Atlantic herring), 4049 nucleotides long. RefSeq lists its product as uncharacterized. The transcript is spliced from 2 exons. NCBI's taxonomy places the organism in Eukaryota, Metazoa, Chordata, Actinopteri, Clupeiformes, Clupeidae. Bases 442 to 3759 code for a protein of 1105 amino acids. The record is from RefSeq and is a predicted model, not a curated record.